UUAUUUUCCGAGUAUCUGUCACACACCAUAAAUCCUUCACACCAUAACAGCUUUGUUCCUGUAGUUACCUACUCGGGGGAAAACAUGCAUAUGUAUAAUUUUCUUUUUGGUGUCUUUUUUUCUCUUUUCAGUCCAGUUUUCUCAGAUGAAGAUUAUUCACAAUUCGCAGCAUGUUGUACAUCGAAGGGUCCAGGUUUUACAGAUAUAGAGUAUAUCAUUAAGAAUUAUUUUAAUGAUAAAUUAUUGAUAGAGUACAACAGCACAAGAGGCAACUGGACAGGAUUCACAGCCUAUUCAAUUGAGGAAGUAAAAAACUGGAACAGUGAUCCCUAUAAUGCACUGCAGAGAUCAUUUGAAAAGAAAGUAUUGUGUACAGACAACCUACACUUUGCUCAACAAUUAGAUAAUGUUAGAGCUGUACCCACCGUUAAGCUGAAAUUAGUAAAGCACCAGCCCAUGCUCGUGUGCAGUGCCUACAACUUUUAUCCAAAACAAAUCAGAAUGACGUGGUUGCGGAAUGGCCAGGAAGUGACCUCAGCUGUCAGUUUUUCUGAUGCCUUGCCUGAUGGGGAAUGGUAUUACCAGAUUCACUCCUACCUCGAGCACACCCCGACUGCAGGAGAAAUAAUUACCUGUGUGGUCGAACACCUCACCCUCUCUGAGCCAGCGCUUCACGUCUGGGAUCCGUCCCUUCCUGCGCCAGAACGUGUUAAAAUUGUUGUGGGACUGUGUGGUCUGAUACUUGGUUUUAUUAUUGUGAGCUCUGGAUUCAUCUACUACAAGAAGAUGUCUGCUGCAUACUGUACUUUCUACCAAGGACGAGUGUCGAUUCCUGUGGAACACCUCCCUGAAGCUGGAGCAACAAGUGGAUAGUUUUAGUUAUUGUAGUUUUAGUAACUUUCCGUUCAUUUUAUUCUCAUAGUUGCUGUUAGGUGAGGGGCGGCGCUUUACAGCUUAUGCAUAAUUACCACUGGACAGUGUAAAUCAGAAAGCACACACAUGUGUAUGUAUUUUAGUGCAGCCUAUGUGGAAAGGCUGGGGUGGCGGUUUUAUUUGUGCUUACAGUGUGGUGGUGGUCACAGUGAAGGAAGCUUGCAGCAAAAGCAAUAAGAUGUAUGGAAAUAGUGACACUGACAUGUAUUUAUUGCUUUAUGUCAACUGUAGUAAACAAAAUCACAAAAUAAAUAAAGGUUUUGUAUUGAAUGAAA
Messenger RNA from Dicentrarchus labrax (European seabass), 1208 nucleotides. RefSeq names its product rano class II histocompatibility antigen, A beta chain-like. NCBI's taxonomy places the organism in Eukaryota, Metazoa, Chordata, Actinopteri, Moronidae. Gene Ontology annotation, biological process: immune response; antigen processing and presentation of exogenous peptide antigen via MHC class II; positive regulation of T cell activation. Gene Ontology annotation, molecular function: MHC class II protein complex binding. The transcript has 5 exons. The record is from RefSeq and is a predicted model, not a curated record. The coding region runs from base 85 to 873 and encodes 262 amino acids. Gene Ontology annotation, cellular component: MHC class II protein complex; membrane.